GCGGUCAGGUGGCACCGCCGAGACGGAGCCGACCGAGCACGAUAAAAGUCCCGGGCCGCCGCCGCCACGGCCGCGAGGGAGCGCGGAGCCGCCGCCCGGGAGCCAUGCUCAUCACUGGACACACUCUAUGAGCCAUCCCAGCCCCAGCAGCCCAGAGCACCCGGGUGCCACUCCGUGAUUUACAGCAGGACUUUGUUACCAAGUUGACUUAGCAGUGGCAGCUCUCGCUGUCCUGCCACCACCAGGCCAGACAAUCCCUCCCUUGGCUGAAGGUCCCGUUGGCUCUCUUCCCAUAAUGGAAGCCUGAGUGCCAAGAUCCUCCAUGACCUCCAGAAGCCACAACUCCCUGCCGAGAACUCUGAUGGCUCCGCGAAUGCUCUCCGAAGGCGCCCUGGGGGGCAUCGCCCAGAUCACCCCCUCGCUGUACCUGAGCCGGGGCAGCGUCGCCUCCAACCGCCACCUGCUGCUGUCCCGGGGCAUCACCUGCAUCAUCAACGCCACCAUCGAGAUCCCCAACUUCAACUGGCCCCAGUUUGAGUACGUGAAAGUGCCUUUGGCUGACAUGCCCAACGCCCCCAUCUCCCUCUACUUCGACAGCGUGGCCGACAAGAUCCACAGCGUGGCGCGGAAGCACGGGGCCACGCUGGUGCACUGCGCCGCCGGCGUCAGCAGGUCGGCCACGCUCUGCAUCGCCUUCCUCAUGAAGUACCACAAGGUCUCCCUCUUCGAGGCCUACAACUGGGUCAAGUCACGGCGCCCCGUGAUCCGGCCCAACGUGGGCUUCUGGAGGCAGCUGAUAGACUACGAGAGGAAGCUCUUUGGGAAGACCACGGUUAAAAUGGUACAGACACCCUAUGGCAUCAUCCCAGACGUUUACGAGAGAGAGAGGAGACCCCUGAUGCCUUACUGGGGAAUUUAAAGGGACUGCAGACGGGAAGCACAACAGAAGGGACGCGCUGUUCCGAGUCGACCAGACCGGAGACGUUCCCUUCUCCUUCUACAGCCAACUUUGGUUCUUUAGCAUACAGCAGAACCUCAAUUCUCACCUCACUAACCUGCAAGGCCAACGAUUCCCUUCGAAGCAUUUUUCUCUAUGGGGAUUUCCCAUCUGCAUCUCUGAUUUAGCAAGACCAGGUCUCAUUAUAAGUUUAUUCCUUCCAUAAAGCCGCCGUCUUUUUUUUUCUUUUUUUAGUCAGUUUAUUAGGAUCCUCCAAGGAAGGGCCCAAGAGGCAUUGGGCAGAGUUGAUGACCCAAGUGCGCUUUGUGCCGCGGUAGCAGCCUGGAUAUUUUGUCAUAGCUUGUUUUGCUUCCUUGCAAAACCCUGUAGUGGCUCAGGAGCAGCACUAGCGAGGCCCUGCUCCACAGCAGCAGGUUUUCUAAGCACCAGGGAGGCAGGAAUACAGGAGCUGUGGUGCUAGUGCUGAUGUUUUCUUUAACAUCUGUAGUGACUCUCAGUAUAUAGUGUUUGAGAUCUUUAGUCAGCUCUUAAUCAUAUUCAAAGUUAGGAUAAAAAAGGGAAAAAAUAACCGGAAAAAAAAGUGAAUCAGUCCGUGUCGGCCACGAGUAAAAUAAAAAUCAAGCAAUUCAAAUCAAAUAAAUACGAGAUCCUUUUUCACUCAUUCCAUGCCAGGGCAAUAGUCCUGGAACACACUUCAACUACUGGAACAUGCUGGUGUGUUUUGUGGGUGGAAAGUCGACA
This is a messenger RNA of Pseudopodoces humilis (Tibetan ground-tit), 1699 nucleotides long. It is a transcript of the gene DUSP14, whose product is annotated as dual specificity phosphatase 14. Lineage: Eukaryota; Metazoa; Chordata; Aves; Passeriformes; Paridae. The record is from RefSeq and is a predicted model, not a curated record. Gene Ontology annotation, molecular function: MAP kinase tyrosine/serine/threonine phosphatase activity. Gene Ontology annotation, cellular component: cytoplasm. Gene Ontology annotation, biological process: protein dephosphorylation.